CGGGGCGGGGCGGGGCUAUGGAGAGGAGGAGGAAGAUGGCGGGAGGGCGGCUCUGAGGAGACCUCGGCGGCGGCGGAGGAGGAGAGAAGCGCAGCUUCGCGCAGCGCCGGGGCCCAUGUGGGGAGGAGUCGGAGUCGCUGUUGCCGCCGCCGCCGCCUGUAGCUGCCGGAGCCGGGUGGGAGUGAGGGGGACACGGCAGGAUGAAGUUCGCCGAGCACCUCUCCGCGCACAUCACUCCCGAGUGGAGGAAGCAGUACAUCCAGUAUGAGGCAUUCAAGGAUAUGCUGUAUUCAGCUCAGGACCAGGCACCUUCUGUUGAAGUUACAGAUGAGGAUACAGUUAAGAGAUAUUUUGCCAAGUUUGAAGAAAAGUUUUUCCAAACCUGUGAAAAGGAACUUGCCAAAAUCAACACAUUUUAUUCAGAGAAGUUGGCAGAGGCUCAACGCAGGUUUGCUACACUUCAGAAUGAGCUUCAGUCAUCACUGGAUGUGCAGAAAGAAAGCACUGGUGUCACAACAUUGCGACAACGCAGAAAGCCAGUGUUCCAUCUGUCCCACGAGGAGCGUGUCCAACAUAGGAAUAUUAAAGACCUUAAACUGGCCUUCAGCGAGUUCUACCUCAGUCUCAUCCUGCUGCAGAACUAUCAGAAUCUGAAUUUUACAGGGUUUCGAAAAAUCCUUAAAAAGCAUGACAAGAUCCUGGAAACAUCUCGUGGAGCAGAUUGGCGAGUGGCUCACGUGGAGGUGGCCCCAUUUUAUAUUUGCAAGAAAAUCAACCAGCUCAUUUCUGAGACUGAGGCUGUGGUCACCAACGAACUUGAAGAUGGUGACAGACAAAAGGCUAUGAAGAGAUUACGGGUCCCUCCAUUGGGAGCUGCUCAGCCUGCACCAGCAUGGACUACUUUUAGAGUUGGCCUAUUUUGUGGAAUAUUCAUUGUGCUGAAUAUUACCCUUGUGUUUGCAGCUGUAUUUAAACUUGAAACAGAUAGAACUGUAUGGCCCUUGAUAAGAAUCUAUCGGGGUGGCUUUCUUCUGAUUGAAUUCCUUUUUCUACUGGGCAUCAACACAUAUGGUUGGAGACAAGCUGGAGUAAAUCAUGUCCUCAUCUUUGAACUUAAUCCAAGAAACAAUUUGUCUCAUCAGCAUCUCUUUGAGAUUGCUGGAUUCCUGGGGAUAUUAUGGUGCCUGAGCCUUCUGGCAUGCUUCUUUGCUCCAAUUAGCAUCAUCCCUAUAUAUGUGUAUCCACUUGCCCUUUAUGGGUUUAUGGUCUUCUUUCUUAUCAACCCCACCAAAACUUUCUACUAUAAAUCCAGAUUUUGGCUGCUUAAACUUUUGUUUCGAGUAUUUACUGCUCCAUUCCAUAAGGUAGGCUUUGCUGAUUUCUGGCUGGCCGAUCAGCUGAACAGCCUGUCAGUGAUCCUCAUGGACCUGGAAUAUAUGAUCUGCUUCUACAGUUUUGAGCUUAAAUGGGAUGAGAGUAAGGGCCUGUUGCCAACUGAUCUGCAAGAACCAGAAUUUUGCCACAGUUAUACGUAUGGUGUGCGAGCCAUUGUUCAGUGCAUUCCUGCUUGGCUUCGCUUCAUCCAGUGCCUGCGCCGGUACCGUGACACAAGAAGAGCCUUUCCUCAUCUAGUAAACGCUGGCAAAUACUCCACAACUUUCUUCACCGUGACAUUUGCAGCCCUUUACAGCACUCACAAAGAACGAGGUCACUCUGACACCAUGGUGUUCUUUUACCUGUGGGUCGUCUUUUGUAUCAUCAGUUCCUGCUAUACCCUCAUCUGGGAUCUCAAGAUGGACUGGGGUCUCUUUGAUAAGAAUGCAGGAGAAAAUACUUUUCUCCGGGAAGAAAUUGUAUACCCUCAAAAGGCCUACUACUACUGUGCCAUCAUAGAAGACGUGAUUCUGCGCUUCACGUGUACCAUCCAAAUCUCUAUCACUGCUACAACUCUGAAGCCUCAUGUUGGGGACAUCAUUGCUACUGUCUUUGCCCCCCUUGAGGUUUUCCGGCGAUUUGUGUGGAAUUUCUUCCGCCUGGAGAAUGAACAUCUAAAUAACUGUGGUGAAUUCCGAGCCGUGCGGGACAUCUCUGUGGCCCCCCUUAACGCGGAUGACCAGACACUACUUGAGCAGAUGAUGGACCAGGAGGAUGGGGUGCGAAACCGCCAGAAGAACCGGUCGUGGAAGUACAACCAGAGCAUAUCCCUGCGCCGGCCUCGCCUGGCUUCCCAAUCCAAGGCUCGCGACACUAAGGUGUUGAUAGAAGACACAGAUGACGAAGCUAACACUUGAAUUCACUGAAGUCUAGAGUAACAUCCUUGGUUUCCUCCUCUACAAUUCUUUCCUCGACCAACGCAACCUCCAGCACCUUUUUCCAGCUGAGAACAGGAGAAAACAGAACACGUUUCCGGGCUCUUCAGAUCGGGUCCUAUGGACUCCGAGCAAGCUCACUGUGUUUCUUUUCUUUUCUUCUGGUUUAAUCUUCAUUUUCUAUUUUUAAAACAAAUACUUCAUUUUGCCAAUCAGAAGAUGUUUUAAGGAACAAAAACCUAAUAUCUUAUGGAUUGUUUACAAUCACAGAGAUACAGACACCUAUCAGGAUGAGGAGCAGGCAUCGGAAGGAGCCUCUGAUGCACAGCAUGGGACGGCUCAGCUUCGCCGGCCCGGUUUGACUGUUUGAAACCGGACACUGGUUUUUAAAUUUUCUGUCAGUUUCUAUGGAGAGUUUUUCCCUUCCUUCACAGCCAGCGCAGAUGCACUGGCAGCACUUGCAGGGAAAGUGCAGCUUGGAGCAGCACCCUCCUCCACAACGCUACUUUUAAUUUGAUGUGACUUUUCUCAUCUGGGGAGGGCUUCGGGUGGGUGGGGAAUAUAUGUUUGUUACAUGCAGUUUCUCAUUAUUUAUGAAACUUAACCAUAAAUGAAUGCUACUCCUGUGAAGGGAGGCAGGAGGAACUAAGGCUAGCUGGCUUUGCUGAGGGUCAAGCCCACACACCUCUUUGAGGAAACAACUUGUACCAAUUUGAUUUUUUUUCCCUCAUUUGUUUUAACUUUAAGCCAAAGUUUUAUUGCUAAAUUUUAAGUUGCUGCUCUGGAGUCCCAAGCGUCACUGUCAUGACCAGGCAUCCCUCCUGUGUCCCAGUGGUGGGCAGUCAGAGAAAAGGUCCUGGCAGUUGUUCCUUUAGGAGCAGGUGCAGGAUACAGUCACCCAUAGACCAGUCGCAGCAAGAAAGUUUUGCCAUGAGCUUCUGCAUGCAGGAGAAUUGUCAUCUUUACUGACCAAAUGGAAAGACAGGCCUAUUUCAGACUCCUCACACCUUCAUUAGACAUUUCCCCUUCUGGCCUCAUCUACUUCAGCCAGAAUUUGAUCAAAUUAAAAGUCUUUUGUGGAGACUGUAUUUUUGAGCAUCUAGAACAAAUCCUCCCUCCUUCAUACUGCGUUUUCACAAAAGAUCUUAGUGGCCAUUGUAAGCCCAGCUGCUGUAUUAAACGGUGAUGUUGAAUUUUAUGACACAACUCCCCCCCCCCCCCCCAGACCUGCUUUUAAAUGUGGGGCUUCUAAACCUGGUCAUACUUUUAAAAUUAUAUUUCUUAGAAAAUUCAGGGUAUAAAUACCCACUUUACGUCUUUAUCUCACCCCUUUCUUCAUAAAUUCUCUAGAGAAGCCUGAAAACAUACAGCAUUUGACUUUCUUGAAAAUGGUUAGUUUCAGAUUUGGUGUUUGUCAGCACUGGGAACAUGGAUCAUUGGCAGUAGUGGCUGCCCAGCAUUCUCUCUAGUACAGGUCGGAAAAACAGCCAUUAGUCAGUAAAAUUAUGCCCACCCCUCAGAUCCAGAUGGAAGUCCCGCGUAAGAGUCAUGAACAUUCACUCAUGUGUGCCCUUUUCAGGUUGACUUUAGACAGAGAAACCAGUGACUAGGAAAACAGCAUUAACACUUACUUGUUUUAAAACUUGGCUACAGCCCCUUAACUCUCGCUUUGUCAUUAGCUCCUCCUGCGUAUCAAACCUUUACUUAUAAAGUUACCGCACUGCUAAAAUCCUACUGAUUAACUCAUCAGCUUCCAUUUACAAAGUUUCUUCCAUUUUUAUUCUGACAAAGUUCCAUUUUUUUUCUCCUUUCUGAAUUGAGAUUUUUAACAACCCCCCCCCCAAAAGCUCACUCAAUGUUGUAGGUUCUGUUGCUUUUUGUGUUUUGCCAAGCGUGUCCCUUGCCCCAAAACUAAAGAGCAAACGUUUAUUUAAAAUAAAAACAAAACUAUAAAUAAAUUGUAUACUUUAUAAUGAUCAGUGGUACCGAUUCAGAGACCCUUGGUGGAUGGAAGGAUGCAUCAUUUCUAUUGAGACUUGUUUUCCUUACUAUUCUGGGUUUUGUACUUUAAAGCUGGGGCGAGAGUUCACUGGUUUCUGAGGGAACAGAGGUAGUGAUUAGGAAUACAUAGAAAAGUUCAGUGACCAGUCAUUUCUUGUACAAAUAAAAUCAGUGGUACUGUGUAUCCAGAGCCCUGUGAAUUGUCAGCUUCUUUCUCUAGUAGUGAGCCUGUAUGGUGGCACACACAAACUCACAGUUGACUCCCCAUAUUCUGACGCUUUGACGCCAGUUUGGUCUUUCUCUGCCUGCUAGGAUUCCAAGCCCUAACCAGUAUUAUUUCUUUCAUAAAUAAUAAGUGGUAGAGAAUAUUCCUUUUCUGAUAUCUGUCCUGUUGACUACUCAGAAGUAAGGCUUUCCUGCUGUCCAGCUCACCAUGGCAGAUGCCCCAAUAUGUGUGAAUUCAGAUAGUCCCGUUGCAUCUCCUAGCUCUGAAGAGAUUACUCCAUCAAAAGACUAUAGGAAACAACGUAUGCAUUCAUUGUUUUCCUUUGAAAACAGCAAUGUGCGUUUUUCCCCCCUCAGUUUCAUGUGCCCCAGGCACUGUGAGCAGUGUCCUGCUGAUGUGCUCUUGCAUAUCCUGUACCCUGAAACCCUUGAUGCAUCAUGCCAAUGUCGUGUUACACACUAACCAGAGGUAGCACUUAACUGGUUGUAGCCUCAGAACUCUUCAUUUUAGUUUUAUUUGAAAAGGACCCCAUUUUUAAUAGCGCUUGAAAUACCCCCAAAAGAAAUGAAAAAGAGACUGAAGUCCACUUCUCAUUUUAUACUCAAUGUAGAAAGCAGUGCAGUGCAAAGAGAUGCUACCAGUUUGUUGCUCACAAGUUAGCUUAUACCUGAAGCUGCCGCGACCACGGUUCGCUGGUGAUGUCCUCCCAUACAGAGGCAGCGUUGUGACCACAGAUGAAAUCGGUCCCAUAGUUGGGUGUAAUGGCCAUGUGCAGGUUUUUUGUCUCCAGGCCCCUAUUAUUAGACUCUUUAAAUAAACUGUUUAGCUUUAGAUUCAGGGGACACACUGUGAAAGAUGCCAGUAGCUCAGCAAGAGCCCGGAUGAACUCUCUGAGGAGGCCCUACCUCUUUGGGGCCAUGACUCCCCAGCGUUCUAAAUGAGAUCUCUUAGCUGAGUAUUAGAAGUUGCUUGUUAGUGGGUGGUGUCUCUCCAACAUGUUUCCCUGGUUUCUGAACAGGUGACCUAAGGCAAGGCAAGAGUGCAACUGAGGCACACAGAAGCACAUUGACAGGGAGUCAGCAAUAGAAAGAUUUCAUAGAUGACAGAGGACUGGGGCCCCGGCAGGCACUCAGUAAAUCAUGUGGGUUGUGUCUUCCUGUUCCUCUAUGCCUCCACUUCCUGUCACUUGCAUUAUUUAAGAAUAGUUCUUUACUCCCAAAUUCAAAUUUCCAAGCAGCAACUGCAGAGAUUUCUUAUUCUAAGGGAAAGGAUUUAGAAAUAGCACUAUCUGUGACAUUAUAUUAAAACCAUGGGAUUCUCUAGUGAUUACACUAUUUCAUAAAUAUGUUUUAGGUUGUUGUUUUUUACUAGCUUAAUAAAAUUUUCCUCCCUCUCAAUGGGAACUUUUUACUGUAAACAGUAUGCCUUGGUAUCUAAAAGUAAGGUAACUUCUUAGACUAAACUUGAUCGUGUUGAAUCUUGAACGCCCUCUGCUACAGAAACCAUACUUUUCUCUAUUCUAAUGAGCCAGUGUCAUUACUGACUAAGGGAAAAUAGAAAUUUGGGUUGCAUUUUGAAAAUGGUAAUCUGUUUUCUAACUGGUUUUUUUGGUGGUCAUUCACUUAAAUGUGAAUUUCUGCAUUUCAGCUGUCAGUCAUGAUACAAAAUGUUAAAGCUCCCAGCCAGCCUAUUUCAGGUUUAUACAAUGCCAGAACACAUGGUUGUGCGGGAGAGAGUUGAUUAGAUUGUAGCCUCAGUUUGUGGUAUUCUGUGUUAGGAAUCAGCCCUCUAGCCAGUGUUAACCACACUCUACUCAAUGAAUAUUUUUUAAAAAGCAAAAACAUGUCAUUAGACCCGCAAGAGCUGAAGUUAGAGAGUACAGAGUCUGCCUGAUGGAGAAGAGGCGCUGAUGGGCGUGGCCCCGAUGCCUUUCUCACGUGAACUUUCAAAACUGAUAACGAGUUGCCUGCCCCCUAGAAACAACCUUCAGAAUAUAUUUUCUUAUCGUGGAUGAGUAAGUGAGGGGACAAGAUGAGUCUCCCCUGAAAUGAGGAGAACCAUAUCAAUUUACAACUGAAUAUGUUUUCUUGUAGCAAACCUUCGGUUUAUUUUAUUAAACUAGUGCCAGCUUCAGUUUUUUUAUACGGUGCCAUCCACCUACAGAGGACAAUCAAAUGACCUGUUGUUUGCCUCGGAUUCAGUGUCUAUGAUUGAGUCUCCUCUUGUGUACCUCUGAACUUAACUUCCACUUGACUCCUGUCCAUCUGAACCACCACAAGGCAGAGGACAGCCUGCGGCACUGCUGGACAGAUGUGGACGUGUGAGAAAGGGCAGGGUCCUGCCUCACUGUCUCUCCAACGCUCUCUCUAAAGUUGUUGCCUGCACUUCUCCUUGUGCCCCUGGCAACACUAAUAUUGCUGUGGACAGAGAUAAGGACUGAUUGUGAUCUUAUUAUUGUUUUGAACUGUUAAGAUAAAAUUGUAAACCACUCCUAUUUCAGUUGCAAAAAAACCCAAAACCCUUGAAGCUUUCUUACAUUGUGAAGAAUUGAAGAUUGUGGGAUUUCUAGAUUUGCACAGAAGCUUGUGUCAAUGAAGAGUAUUUAGGAGGGAAAUAGGGUGAAACUUGUUACUUUUCUUUUCAAACCCUCUCCCUCUGCUGUGUACACACACACACACACCCUCCCUCUCCACACCGUGUUGGUCAAAUGAUGCUGUCCGGUGACUCCCUGAACUAUAGUUGUCAAGAGUAACUAUGAUCGUGACUAGUCCUCUGUGGGUGACUCUUGCCCCGUUUGCACCCUUCCUUUCUUUCCUACUCUCCACUCUGGUAAACGGAAAAGGUGAUGUCAAAGAAUCAAUGCUUGCUUGGACUCAUGUCGUAUCUGUGACUAUGCUAUUAGCUAUCUCCUUUUUCCUUCUUAUAUGGGUAGAAUUCUUAUGACGUGGAGUUUCCUUCUGGAUAAGUAGGUUAAAUGCACAAUGUGGUACUGUUCUAUAGAUUGUAGAUGGUGUAAAAAGCAAAAAGUUAACGUGCUUAUGUGUUUUUAAAAGAAAAUACGUGAUUGGUUACAAAACUCUGGCCUUUUUCAUUAUUACAAGCUCUGUUUUCCAACAG
Messenger RNA from Arvicanthis niloticus (Nile rat), 7653 nucleotides. RefSeq names its product xenotropic and polytropic retrovirus receptor 1 (gene Xpr1). Gene Ontology annotation, cellular component: Golgi apparatus; cytoplasm; plasma membrane. Gene Ontology annotation, molecular function: phosphate transmembrane transporter activity; inositol hexakisphosphate binding. The record is from RefSeq and is a predicted model, not a curated record. Lineage: Eukaryota; Metazoa; Chordata; Mammalia; Rodentia; Muridae. Gene Ontology annotation, biological process: phosphate ion transport; cellular response to phosphate starvation.